AUGGAAAUGAUGGAUGACCAAACAAAGCAGCUAUACCUUGAGCGGGGUCGGGCAUUACUGGAGUCUAGACGCUCCAUGGAUAUUAAUCGUAGCCCAGAAGAGACAGAACGACUAAAGCAACGUGGUCGCCUACUGCUGAGCGAGAGAAAACAACAACAACUACAGCUACAGCAACAACAGCAACAUCAACAUCAACAGCAAGAGCAACAUGCGUAUGGAGACGGAACAAAUCUCGUUCAUAAUUUUGCAACUUCAUCUACGGAUUACUUUUUGCACGACAGAGUAGAAGAAGGUACGGAGGAUGGUAUGACUGAUAAACUACCCAACGCUAUAUUGGUACCAAAAGAUAGUGUGAUGAAGGAUCAUACUGAUACAAAAAGUGUAUCUACUUCACUUGAACAGGCUGCAACCGUUAAUGAGUCCUCUCUUCUUGACUCCGUUCAGGAGAAGCACACAAUGGAUAUCAAAAACAAGGAAAUCUUGAAAAAUGAUUCUUACAUGUCUCAUGAGAACCUCGACAAACAGCUGGACGAAAUCAGUUACUUGAAAGUUGAACUUGCCAAACGUGAGGAGGAGAUUGAACGCCUCAUAAAAGAAUCAAAAAAUAAAAUUAGUCAAGAAGAACUUGAAGAUAUAAGAAUGACACUUAUCCACGAAUAUGAACAUGUGCAACACCAAAUGGAGGCUAAAUAUCAAGAACAACUUCAAAACACCAACAAACAAUAUAUGGAUGUCAAUAAUAAGCUUCACCAACUUGAAUCUCUGCUCGAAAGCAAGACGAAUGAAAACCAAGAACUUUUAUUGCAGCUCCAGGAGGAGAAAACUAUCAAAGAGAAACUUCAGGAGGAAAACCAGCAACUUAGCGACAGAAACAAGGAGCUUGAGAAAGAACUCUCCUCCGUAACAACAACAAUGUCUUCGCUUCAGCAGGAAUUAACCUGUAGUCAAGAGGAAUUAAACUCUCGACAAAAUACAAUCGGAUAUCUUCUACAGCAACUAGAUGAACUUCAGAGCACGAAAAACACUGAUGAAGGAAUUGAUGAAGAGUUCACAAAAACAAAAGAUAUGGAAUACCUUCUCCAGCAGUGUGCUGCUGCAGAACAGGAGCGUGUGGCUGCGGUGAAUGCCCUUCAAAGCAUGAAGGCUGAAUUGGAGGGUCAACGACAGCGCAUCCACGAGCUGGAAAAGCCGAAGCUUCCCGAUCCGCCACGUGCUGCAGCCCCAGCUGGAAAGAAC
Molecule: messenger RNA, 1236 nt
Organism: Trypanosoma theileri
Lineage: Eukaryota; Euglenozoa; Kinetoplastea; Trypanosomatida; Trypanosomatidae
Exons: 1
Source: RefSeq, a predicted model, not a curated record